Molecule: messenger RNA, 2268 nt
Organism: Plasmopara halstedii
Lineage: Eukaryota; Oomycota; Peronosporomycetes; Peronosporales; Peronosporaceae
Product: zinc finger (ccch type) motif-containing protein
Exons: 3
Coding region: 1-2268 (755 amino acids)
Molecular function (GO): metal ion binding
Source: RefSeq, a predicted model, not a curated record
AUGACAGCCGCAUCAGACUUGCCAGUCGAGCCUCAGUAUGAACCGGCACCUGCUGACUCUAUGUCUGAAGGCGAAGCCGCCGCUGCAGUAACGCUUGCUUCCAUUGAACAGCAGACGACGCCACCUGAAACGGGCGAAUUGCUUGGUCGCAUGGCCUUAGAAAUCAGCCAGGCCUUCCAGUCAUCUCUUGUUCAGGUUGUAUCGGACAUUGGACGUGAGUAUGGUGUCGAAACGGGCAAAAUUGCUUGGAUGGAGAAAGGCGGGGCCGUAGGUGCAAUAGCCAGCGAGCAGCUGCACGGAAAGGAGCACAGCGACGACAGUGAGCUCAGUAACGACAUGCAUCGUAUCUUACGCGAGCUUCAAUUGUCGCGGUUGCAAGUGCAUGAGCUGCAACAAGUUGUGGAUGAAUUGCGUGACGAGCAAAGACUGGCAAUACAGCGCAUAGCGCUCUUUCGUUCUCUAUCGACCAAGCUUAAACGCGAGCUUGUCGGCGAACGUCUGGCGCUUCUUGACGCUGAAACUAAAAUAAAAGAACUGCGACGUAGACACAGCGGAGAUGACUCGGGAUCGGGUGGUGGCCGCUCUCCACCCUCCCCGUCUUUACAGGAACAACGUGACAACCUGUGGAGCUCGCCGAACAAACCCAUGACUGGCGCCAUUAGCGGUGCGGGUGGAUCCGGUGCAUCCGGUCAAGCUUCAACUGGAUCUAGUCUCAUGGCAUUUAACUUUUUUCCUUCCAGAGGUGAUGGUGGUCAAAAUUGUGAUGAUGACGAGCCUCCAUCGCCGUCUUCGAGUACGCAGACUCUUCGCAACGCGCUGCUGGGUCAGUAUCUGCCUUCAUCAUUACUAGAUUCACCUCAAAUCACGCCUAAGCACGCUCGAUCGUUUGCUGGAACCAUUUUGAGCGAAGAAAAGGCACCACCUCUUCCUAAAUUCAAGGGCGAUAUGGAACCGCUGUCACUUGCUACAUCAUCAUUCGCUGAGCACAUAUCUGGCUCGAGUAUUGAGGCAGGAAGAUUCGAACUUGGAGACGGGCGAACAGAGACAACCCAAGCUGAAGGUGAAAGAAACUUAGCAGUAUCACCCAUUCAACUUUCUGUGUUAUCGGAACUUUUUGAUGGCAUUUCAGCUGAAGAAUUAGAAUCAAUCUUGCGCCGAUUCAAUGGACAAGAAUCCGCAGCCAUCGACCACAUUUUACACACGCAUCCAAGUUUUAAUCCAGUCAUUGAGCAUGGAGGUAGAGUAGAAAGUGGUGGCAGUAUGGCCUCGAUGAUUUCAUUAUCGCCGUCUCACUCAACCAUGAUGGGGCACAGCAAGACAAGCUUGCAUCGUAGCAGCAGUCAAAGUGGACCGAGUGGACCUCCACCAGGUACUUCCAGUAACUGGAAGACAGAGAUUUGCAUGUACUAUAUGCAAGGGAAAUGUAAUAAGACGCGACGUACGUGCUCGUUUGCUCAUGGAGAAGGUGAUUUAGUGCGCUCUAGCAGCUCGAGUAACACAGGCGGUAGUAGUAAACAUGGUCCAAACUACAAGACUCGACUUUGUCAAGCAUACGAGACUGGUUUAUGUAUAAAAUCUCGUCGCGAUUGCCCCAUGGCUCAUGGUGUCAAUGAUCUGCGCGAUAGUGGUCCAGCUCCCAGCAGUUCUGGGAACCAAUCGACUUUGCAAACGACAACCCCAAGACUGCAAAGUUACAAGACUGAGUUGUGUUAUUACUUUUUGAAGGGCAAUUGCAACUACUCGAAAGACGAGUGCAGAUUUGCACACGGACAAAACGACUUGCGCACAGUGGAGAGCAAUACCGCACAUAUGGUUACUGCAGCGGCUUCUGGGUAUAAUGGCGAGUACUCGACUUCGCCUUUACCACCUCCACCCUUAAUAGAGAAGCAACUGCAAUUGCAACAUCAAUACCAGCAGCAGUAUCAUCAGCAUCAUCAUUCCUUGGUGAUUUCGCAGCAGCCACACGACCCGUACCCGCCACAGCCCCCUCCAGCCCCGCCGCAACAAAAUUUUGUGUCUCAACAUCACCAACUUCAGAUGCAGCAUCCACCACGUGGGUCUAGUGGCCAGUAUGGGUACCAACAUCAGCAAUAUGACAUUGUUCAACAGCAGCAAAACCCUUAUAUGCCAUCUCCUGGUCAGUUUCGCUAUCUGAAGAAUAUGGAAGAAAAAAGGUCGACAUCUGGUGUGCGUCCACCACCGCGACGAGAUUCUGGAUCGUCUUGGAGUAGUUUUGAUGCAUCGGGUCUGCCACCGUCAGAAUUUUAA